This is a messenger RNA of Aspergillus bombycis, 1782 nucleotides long. RefSeq names its product laccase abr2 (gene abr2). Gene Ontology annotation, molecular function: copper ion binding; oxidoreductase activity. Bases 1 to 1782 code for a protein of 593 amino acids. The record is from RefSeq and is a predicted model, not a curated record. The transcript is spliced from 6 exons. Lineage: Eukaryota; Fungi; Ascomycota; Eurotiomycetes; Eurotiales; Aspergillaceae.
AUGGCGCCUUUGAAAUCCCUCGUGGCGUUGCUCAGUGCCAAUGUGCUGCCUUCAGUAUUGGCCGAGCUCGUUAAAUUCGAGGUGGAUCUGACGUGGGCGAAGGGCUCUCCAGAUGGCAACCUUCGAGAUAUGAUUUUUGUGAAUGACCAAUUUCCAGCCCCUCCGUUGAUACUGAACCAGUAUGAUGACGUUGAGUUCACGGUGAAUAAUCAGAUGCCUUUCAAUGCCACCAUUCAUUUUCAUGGGAUAGAGCAACUGAACACCCCGUGGUCAGAUGGCGUUCCUGGCUUGACGCAGAAACCUAUUUUACCUGGAGGCACAUUUACCCACCGAUGGACCGCCACGGAAUAUGGCACAUAUUGGUAUCAUGCCCACGCCCGGUCCCUGAUGGCGGACGGUCUCUACGGAGCUAUUUGGAUUAACCCCGCUCCUGAGAUCCCACAGCCGUUUCACUUGAUAUCCGAUGACGAAAAGGAUAUUGAAGCCAUGCGCAAAGCCGAGAAUGACCCUAAGUUCGUCAUAUUAUCGGACUGGUCACAUUAUACUUCGGAGGAGUACCAAAAGAUUAUGGAGGAGAGUGGGGUAGAUCUUUUCUGCGUUGACAGUAUUCUGAUUAACGGGCGAGGGCGCGUGAUUUGUCCUGGAGCUGAUUUUAUCAACAGCCUUCAAACGAGCUACUUGAAGGCUUCUAUUGAUAAUCUGCCGCUGACAGAUAGAGGAUGCUAUCCCAAAAUCUACAAGACCCAAGGAAGCUUCCCUCGAAACGACUCACUGGUCCCACCCGGGCUAGAGUCAGGCUGCGUCGCCACAGCCGGGAGUCAUGAAGUAAUUGAAGUUGAUCCAAAUGACGGAUGGGUCAGUAUGAAAUUCAUUAGUGCUGCAUGGCUGAAAGCUUUUAUCGCAUCUAUCGACGAGCACCCUAUGUGGAUUUAUGAGGUUGACGGCCAUUAUAUUGAGCCUCAACUCGCACACACUAUGGUGAUGUACAAUGGCGAGCGCUAUUCUGCGAUGGUCAAACUAGACAAGACGCCGAAAGACUAUACGAUUAGGAUUCCCGACACAAAUGCGGAUCAAAUCAUCGCGGGCUUUGCCACCCUGAGAUACAAGGGCGGUGAUCACGUCGAAGAUUCCGAGCCCUAUGUUAAUUAUGGCGGAUUAAACACUACCGCUGACGUGAUCCCCUUGAAUGAGAGUCUCUUCGUACCGUAUCCUAGCAUCCAGCUUCCGACGGCUGCCGACCAGAUGAUCAACCUCACCUUUGGUCGGCGAGAGUCGGCGUAUCAGUGGACACUGGAAGGGAAGCAGCUGUAUGACGUUAUGGCCAACUACGACGAUCCGAUCCUAUACAACCUGACCGCGAAGGAGAACUUAGCCGACAAAGUUACCGUUCAAACUCAGAAUGGCACCUGGGUUGAUGUUUUACUUCAGGUUGGUAUAAUGCCGGACACCCCACCUAUUCAGGCGCCCCAUAUCAUUCACAAGCACUCGAACAAAGCCUUCAUCGUCGGGGAAGGCGAUGGGUUCUUCAACUGGACGAGCGUUGCCGAGGCAGCCACGGAAAGGCCGGAGCUCUUCGAAUUUGAGCGACCGCGGUUGCGAGAUACUUUUAUGGUACUGGGUCUUCUCGGUCCAAGGUGGAUGGUCAUUCGGUACCAAGUGAUUAACCCAGGUCCUUUCCUCAUCCAUUGCCAUAUUGAAACACAUCUAGCCAAUGGUAUGGGGGUCGCUUUACUUGAUGGCGUCGACGCAUGGCCGGAGGUUCCACCGGAAUAUGCUCUUUGA